This is a messenger RNA of Pomacea canaliculata, 10244 nucleotides long. RefSeq lists its product as uncharacterized. NCBI's taxonomy places the organism in Eukaryota, Metazoa, Mollusca, Gastropoda, Architaenioglossa, Ampullariidae. The record is from RefSeq and is a predicted model, not a curated record. Gene Ontology annotation, molecular function: protein binding.
AGGCUCAGCUUAUAUAUGACUAAUAAAACAGGUGGCUUUUUGCUGCCUUGCCCUGAUACUAGGGUGAUACUUUUCUCCUGUAUGUUGUCCUUACUCAGCCACAGUGCUGUCACAGGCAGGGAAAUAUUCGGGUCCUCUGUACACGAAUUCCGCCAUUGUGUGCACAACAGCGGAAAGUCCAGAGGUCUACCUAAAGGAUGGGAGUUGGAUUACACACCAGAAGGAGUUGCAUAUUUUAUUGACCAUAACAAUCAGCAGACUACAUUUAGUCAUCCAGUAACUGGCAAGCCUCUUUCUGAAGACAACAUUCCUCCUCCCCCAAGUUCACCACCUCUAAGCCCUGUAGAUGACAUUGACUUUAGAAGGGGGACAGCAAAACAGAGGAGCCUUAAAGCUCCGACAGCCAAGAGGAAUCCUGUUUCCCGGGUGAUGAGAAGUGGCUUUCUGUACAGGCUGGAAAGUGGUGGACUUUCCAAGACCUGGAAACGAAGAUGGUGUGUUGUUGCGGACUUUGCUUUGUUUGUUUACAAAGGUGAUGAUGAAAAAGCAAGCCUGGGAUCUAUUCUGUUACCAAGCUACAGAAUCAACCCUUGCACUAUAGAAGAUCGCAUACAGAAGGAGUUUGCUUUCAAGCUUGAACACGAGAAUACAAAAACAGUGUACUUCCAUACCGACACGCAGUCUGACCUCAAUGGCUGGAUAAGUAGUCUCCAGCAAGCAGCCAUGAUGAAAGGGAAUAGUGGAUUUGUGCGUGAAGCCAAUAACAACAUUAGAGCACAGAACCAUCAAAGGAUCACCAACAGCCUUCCCCCUGAUCAUCCAAAUACAUAUGCUGAGAAGCCUCUAAAUCAUCACAACAGCAUAGAUGGUCAUCAGCAGGGUUUAGAGUCCUGGGCUGAACCUCACUGGAAGAACCCUAACCCUGGACAAAAUCAGCCAAUGUACACAGGAAAAGGCCCCCCACCCAAUCCGGCAAAUGGCUGGAUGGGUAAUGCUCAGUGGAGGUCCGUUCCAGAUCUUGGCCGGGACAAUUAUGACCCCAGAAUGGGACAAAGAGAUGGUAGCUAUGACCCACAUGGAAGUUUACAUAGUUUGCCCCCAGAGAUGCACAGGACUGCAAAUGGUUCCUCAUCAAGAAGUAAUUCAGGACCUUGGGGACAUUCACAGGAUCCUUUGCACCAUCCUAGGGCAGAUGCUAAUGGAGCCCUGAAUGAUCCCCAAGGAAGUUUGAGAAGCUUGCCUGGGGAUGUUUACAGAACUUCUCCAGCUCAGUCCCAGGUGACUCAGACUGGUUCAGGUGUCAUACCUAGUCUUCCUCAAGACAGAGGCAGAAGUGACCCCUACCAGAGGUCCUCUGUAGUCAGUGACCAAGGUCGAAGUGACAGCUCCAAUCGAGGGAGCUAUGCCAGCUGGCAGAGAUUGCCAGUUGAAGCUCGGCCUGAUGGAUAUUACAGUGGUGCACGUAGAGACCAAAGUAAAAGUUCUGUGGAUGAAAAUCAUGGUGUUAGUGAUGAGUCUGAAUUUUCAGGGUCAUACCGAGUCAACAGUGACCGGCCACUGAGUGAUGUAAGUAAGGAUGGGGGUGUGAAGGGCCGAGAGCCAGGAGGCUGGUGGGAGGGUAGUGGAAGGCCUGCAGGACCUAUGUCGCCAAGAGAGAGACAGGAUGCUAGGUUUCCAGAGAAAAAUAGGAGAUAUCCUGAUAGUGGCAGAGAGAGAGAAUCAUAUCAAGGGAAGAGCCAGUCAUCCAGUGACCUCGAUCCUUCUCGAGGACAGUUGCCACCUGGGGCCCAGAACCCUCAGUCUUUUAAGUCACAGGACCCUCGUGCAUCCUAUGCCAGUUCUGGCCGGCACAGUCUGGCUGGAAGCAGUCAUGCAGACAUCCCUGGUCACCACACAUCAAAACAAAGUCUCAAGCAGCCUCAUGAAAAUAACUCCAGUGCCAGUCAAAAUAGUUUGUCACGCAUGCCUCCAUUACCUGCGCAGCAUCAUGCCAAUGAGCAGGGACACACUUACGUCAACUUGCCUGAGAUGUCUAGGAUGGCAGAACGGAGAAGUGACUCACCACCACCCCGGCGUCCCCCUUACCCGACAGCCGUUCGAGAUCAGAUCGUCAGAGAAAUAGCGGACACUCACAGCCCUGCAACAGCAGAACGCCUAAUGACGGCUAAUGAGUUGAACAAGGAACGUAUGCAGCAAAUCCCAUUCUUUCAGUACCCAACACCUCCACAUGAACAGACUCAGCGUAAACUUCAAAGGCCAGAUGAGAAUAGGGAGGCAGAUCCUGCCAAGCGUCUGUUCCAGUCCAGUGAUUCACAGAAGCACUUACUGCAACAGAGUGACUCGCAAAAGCGCUUGUCUCAUUCUAGUGACUUGCAAAAACACCUGUCCCAGUACAGUGACUCCCAGAAGCGCCUGUCCCAGUACAGUGACUCCCAGAAGCGCCUGUCUCAGUCCAAUGACUCGCAGAAGCGCCUGUCCCAGUCCAAUGACUCGCAGAAGCGCCUGUCCCAGUCCAAUGACUCGCAGAAGCGCCUGUCCCAGUACAGUGACUCACAAAAGCGCCUGUCCCAGUACAGUGACUCACAGAAGCGCCUAUCUGGUGCGCAGUUUAGUGAGAGGGGGUUACAGCAGAGUGAUGUGGGAGGAAGUCGUUCAAAUCAAGCCUAUUCUGAUGAUAACAAGCAGAGCAACAGGCGCCAGGACUCUGGAUCGGGGCGUUUCAGUGACUCGUUUGAGCAGGAGACAGGAGAUGGCCGCAGGACAGCUGUUGACAGCAGAGCAGGACUGUCAUUAGGGAUCAGUAAUGGCACUGAAACAUCACAAAGAUCUUCCACUGAUCAGAAUGCACUUCCAUCACAAAAAUCUUCCACUGAUCAGGAAGCAAGAACCUUACGCCAGGCCUUUGGAAGGGUUCAGUCUUUCCGGCAGAGUGCCACUGAUAACCAGAUGAAACGACAGAUUCAGACUGUCAAGGAGGAACCAGAUAUGCCUGACAGUGAAGUGCUGGAAACCAAGCUGAAGAAGAACAAGUUGAAUGGAGUACGCCUUCGAAUGAGCAUAUCUGCUGGAGACUUAAUAGGAAAGACACAUGAUGAGCUUGUCCUGCUGCUGAUUCAGCUGAGAAGGAAUCAGGCGGCCUUAGAAAAAGCACGUGACUUUUAUCGUGAACAGCUUAACAAAUCUCGCUCCAUGGAAAGAGAAUACCGCAGACAACGCAAUGAUUCUCUGGGACAAAUGGAUCGCAGCCUAGAGGAGGGACAUCAGAGCUUUGUUGACACUCGGACACAUUUGGAUGAAGUGGAGAAAAAGCUGGAAGUGUAUCGCCCAAUCAUCAGCCUUGUGGACAACAUGGUUACUAUGGGCAGUCUCUAUGGGGACAACCUCAUGCUGGCCACUCAAUAUAGAAAGCAUUUGCUUCGGCCAGAUCAGUACCAGCCUCCCCGUAAGAUGCUAGAGUUCUCUCGCAAGUAUCAGGAGGAGCGUGUUGUUGCCAGCAUAGAGAAUGACAUCCGACAGCUGACAGCAACAGAGGUCGACCUUGAAGAGAAAAUAGAACGCUUAAAUGAACUUGAUCGUCUUCUGCAAGAGCAGAGCUUCAAAGUCUCCAGUUUUCGAGAGGAUAAGGAACUUCUUGAGAAGGCUUUGGCAGGAAUUCUGCGACAGAAGAAAGACUUCCAGAACAGCCCACAGGAACAAAGACACCUAACUCAGCAGCUGAAUUCAGUGGAGAAGGAACUGUCACGGGUUACCCAGGAACUUGCAGAAGCUUCUAAGGCUUUAGAGGAAACAACUGCUGAGAACAACAAAAUUGAACAUGAAGUGGCUUUGCUGCGGACCAAAGUGCAUGGUGAACUCAAGCGCAGCAAGAGUGCUCCUUCCCUGGCAUCAGAAAAUGCUAACACUAAAGUCAAGAUGGAACGGGAAUUGGCACGUGUACAGAACAUGCUACAAGGGCUGUCACAGCAAGGGGAAAAACUCUCUCAGGCCAUGAGCACUAUCAGACGAACAUCAUCUGGAACUCAGCUUGCUGCUGCCUUCGAGCGAGAUGAAGAGGAACAAGCAAAGAAAAGAGGAACAUACUUUGAGACGGAUGUUGACUCUGGGGAGCAGAUUGACCUGGCACAGCAGAUCCCACAAGCGUCACCUCUGUCACCUGCCUCUCCACAAUUACCAUAUUCACCUCCAGAACCUGAUGCUGCUGCCUCAGACAUUCCCCGUCCGAUCAUCAGUCAUGGGAGACAAGAUGGUACAUUAGACCUCAGCAGCAGUUUUUCCAAUGCUGAUAAUGCAGGAUGGAAUGGGAUAUUGGUGAUGCAGAUGACAACACCAAGCGGUUCUAUGGGAGGGGGCAUCUCAUUGUUUCAUGUUGCAGGUGUUUUAAUGCUUAGAGCUAGAAAGUCAAGCCAGGAUGUGGAGCAGUGUCUUUUGCCACGAGAAAAGCCUCGGGGACUUACAGUGCGGGAUGUCAAACGGCAAUCUGAGCAACGUCGAGAAAGGGAGAAAAUGAAGCGAGGGCCCGAUGAUGAUCAAGAGCGUGACUUGCAAGAAGUGGCCUUGAAAGUCAGUUCGACAGACAGUGAGAUGAGCACAAUCAUUCAUGCACGAUACCCAUCAUACACCAGCAGCCAGUCCAGCCUUGACCUUUCUGGCCGCGGUCCUCAGUUGUCUGCGGCACCUUUUUAUGAAAACUUGCAACGAUCAGGGUCAAUGCCAGCACUCAACAAUGGAGGCGAAGCCAGCAACUCUAGACGGUCAUCAUUAGCACUUUUGGCCCCCAAACCAUUUACACCUUAUCAGGACAAAACGUCAAAACCAUUUAGGAGUGAAAUUGCUCUCAGUACUUUAGGUGUUGGUUCAGGAUCAGGAUCACCUUUUGGUGCACAGCAUACCCCAGAGAGUGUGAUCCGUGGAUUUAAACCAAGUUCAUCUUUCCUGGGAUUGCGGGGUAGUGCUAGUAAUGUGAACAAUGGCACGAGGGAUCGUGUGAGCAAUGGUCAAUCAGGUGUUGCUGAUGUGUUGCUGGACUCUCACCUGCAGGAGCCAGUUCAUAGUAGAUCAUCCAGUCUACCAGCAUAUGCGCAGAGAGGUAACAACUCAGGUUUGCCUGGUCUGCCCCCAUGGUCUACAGAACUGGCAGCUUUGGAUACAGGAAUGUUAGAUGCCAAAAGAUCCCCAACAGGCCGUUACCUGACGAUCUCAUCCAGUGAGCCAACACGCUUGGAAUCCCAGGCGUUUUUGAGUUCAUCCUUCCAUUCUUCUGCAGGUGAUCUGAUUUCUAAUGCAAAGAUUGACAAUGUGCCUGAUAUCGUCAAGAGCUCCCAGACUCAGAUGGACAAACUUGACCAGAUAGAUCAAAGCCUCAUUGAACGAGAGAUUCUUUACAAGCCACAAAAGGUUGAGAUCCCUGAACGGUAUGAUCCUGAAGCCGAUGCUGAAGAGUUGACAGAAGAGGAGAAAGUUGAACGGCAGGAGAAAGCUGAGCGUAUCAAACGCAUGUUGGCACAUCAAAGCAUCCUAGCCAUGUCACAGCCAGACAUCAACGGGAUGCCAGUAUCCCACACUCACAGCCAGCUGGCAAGGGAAAAACAGGAACGCACAGAGUUGUUGACACUAAACCAAGAACUGGCACGCCAGGUGACACAGCGCAGCAAGAAAGCAGCAGCGGAAAGACGCAAGACCUGGUCUGGAGGACAGCUAGCAGAUAUAAAAAAGCAGUAUGAAGCAGAGCUGACUGCCAAUCCUGAUCAAUUUGUCCCUAAAAGUAGAAUCAGCCGACAAGCCAAUGUUAUUCUCUGAAAGACAAAGCAAACAGAGAUGUCUGUGAAAUGAGAGCAGUUUCACCAGUCUGGCCAGUAUCACCAUUCCUGCUGUUUUAGGAGACAUUCGGCAGUUCUCAAAUACUGCCAGAAUGGAGGGAGGGGGAGAGAGAGAGAAGUGUGCUUGUAUAAGCACUUGUGUUUGUGUGUGUGCACAUGCAUGUGUGUGUGCGGUGUAAAUGUUCACUGUGGAGAAAAAUGGAUUCACUUGUGACAUCAGAUCUUAUUUUUGUGCUGUUGGUGAGGUUCAUGCAACGAACUGUCCUUAAAUUUGCAUUAAUUUGCUGCUGCUGCUGCUGCUGCUGCUGAUGUUGUAGUAUACAGUAUCUUAAAAUGUCAUGCUGUUUUAGAGUAUUUAGCUGUUUUGUGUAGCUUUGUUUUUGGGGGGUAGCCUAAGCUAUAUAGUUUAGAUUGUUAACAUUUUUACACACACAUAUGCAUUCAUGCACUUGACUUGCAUACACACUUAUGUGCACACACACACAUGCACAUAAUCAGAGAAAGACAGAGACACCUACAUACAGGUUUGCUGUUAUUUUCUUUAGAUGCCUGUGAGUAAAAGUAACUGUGCUAGCAUAUUCUGAAGUUUAUUCUUGAUAUGCAUAUUAUUAACUGUUCAUUCCAUUGUUUUUUUUUUUUUUUUAAACAUUCAUAUCAUUUGCAUUGCGCUCAUACAGUCAUGUUGCUGUUUGGUUGUGACAAACCAGUUCUUGCCCAAUACAGUAUUUUGUAGUCUAAAGACAAAAUUGAGGUGUAACACUUGAAUCGUUAGCAAAAGAUCAGCAAUUUUUUAAGCCAACAUGAAUUUUGAUUUUAUUUUUUGUUUUAAACUUCUUACUUGCUUCUGGUGUAAUAUUUAUCUACGUAUUUGUAUACCUCACUCAGAAGUUUUUGUCAGAUUGUUUGAUCAAAAGCCUGAUCAAGUAGUUGCUUAGUUUGGUGAAUUAAGUGACCGGAAUGUCAGGAUGGUCACACUUUAUGGUGAACUUGCAGUGAUAUAUUCAGAACCCUUUGAAGAUACUGCUGAAAUUUUUUUUUCACUUUGUGACCUAAACUUUUUUUUCCCUUGGAAGGAUUUAGCCAUGAAAAUAAUCUUUCCCCAAGUUUGAUCAGAUGUGUUGAAAGGGAGAUCAUGGCUUGCUCAUAAUCACAGAAAGUGAUUGCACUGAUGGUAUUGGACAAUUUUAUAAGUGGCUCUUUAAUCAUAGACUUUGUACCUAUUGUUGCUAUUUUGCUUUAAGAACAUGUAUGCUUUUCAUGUCUAUAGCCACAAACCAAAAUAAAAUACAGUUUUGUAUGUUUCUUAAAAUAAGUGCUCUUUAAAAUCAGAAUUUAUCUGCUUGUAAUGUAUAUAUGUUACAUAUUGUAGAGUGCAAACAUAUCUUUGUACAAAUGCACAUUACAAUGAAACAAUAUACAUACAUACCAGGGUGCAAGGGGGGAAACAACGAAUCUUGUUGAUACCACAUUUCUGCAAUACUCUUAUUUAUAAAUUAUUCUGUAAUUUACAAUUUUUUCACUGCAAAAAGAUCUUGUAACUUUACACCGAUCAAACCUUGAGGAUAUGAAGCUACUUUUUAAAAUGUAUCUUCAUUCUCCUUUAGUUGUGUUAUGGAUAUAUAUAUAUCCCAGAGAGCUGAAGGGAAAGAUGUUGUUGGUGCACCUUCUGUCUCUUACUAUUUUGAGUCUGUAUCAACCUUUUAUUUUCAGUAAUUUUCAUACAAGGAGGGUAUUUUUUAAAGUUAUUAUCUGAUUCACUUUGUGAGUUUAAUGCAUAAUUCCUUAAACUGUUUGCAUUAAUUUAUAUGCCAAGAAAUUCACAUGGUCUUUGCAGCUGUCUGCUUGUGCUGAUAAAAGGUUUGGUGAUUUCUACAAAAUAUGCUCUUAAAAGUAUCAUUUUUGAAACAUCUAAACAUUAAUGGUUAUGUUUAAAAAAUAAAAGUGUUUUAAUUCUUCCAGGAGACAAUGAAUAUAUAGAAAAUAUCCAUAAAAUAUAAUUUGAGGAAUAUCGUAUAACAAACAGGAAAAUAGUUGUUACAAGAACAUUUGACAAAAAGAUAUGUUUACUAAACUGCAUGAAACAUGCCUUCAUGGAACAGAAAAAAAAGUUAGUACAAAAGACUGGUUGUGAGCAUGCAGAUUGUUUGAAUCACAAGUCAUCAGUAACUCUGCUGAGUAAAAGACAAUAUUUUGUUACUGGACUGGACCUUGAUGCCAUUUUUGUAGAACUUCACCUGUGAAGAUCAUUUUUCACUUUGAAGCUGUGUGUGUGAUUGCAAGUAUUUUUAAUUAUACGUUCAUCAUAUUCUGAUGAUUGUUUUAUGACAGGUCCCAUUGUAAUUUUUAUGUACUCUAACAAGUUUAGUUCAAAUGAACAUAAACUGUAGCACAUUUAUGUCUCCUGUUAAAGAUCUAGCAUGAUAAAAAGUCUUUUUUAAAUCACUGGAUUGAGCUGAGUGCAGGGUGAGAUUUUCCCCAAAUGUGGAUGAGUCGCUACCCCUGUUCUUGAGACAUACAUCUACAAAUAUAACCAUGCACAGAAUGAAGUCCAACUUGUGACAUCACUAUUAUCCAGAAAUAUGCCUAAUAUAUAGUACCAGCUCUGAUUGGCUGACAUCAUAACAACAUACAUCUAACUAAAUAUAGAUUUCCCGUUUGUAAGAUCUGACUUUUAUAAUAAUUAAAGCAAAAAAGGAGGAUGCUAACCAUUUAUAAUUGAGGUAGGGGUUUGUAGGAUAAGUAUGUGUAUGUGUGUGCGCAGGCAUGCAUGUGCCUGAGAGGAGUACUAGAAUGUAGAGUCAAAAUUUCUGUAAGAUAAAAGCAGUUUAAAGAUUACUUUAUGCGGAAAGAGCAGUUAAAUCAAUUUAGUGCAUUAAAAUGAAUAACCUGUCCAUGUGUUGCAACUAUGCAAAUAUAAAAAUUAUGUAUAUGUGUGCAAAGCUUAAAAAUAUUUACUUGCAGGAUGCCAAGAAUCAAAGGAGUUUAAUGACCUAAUUUGUGAGCUCUAUUUUCCCACCGAAUUAUUUUGUCAUCAUCAAAAGUGUGUUGACAAACCUCUUUUGGCUUUUCUGCCACAGGUUGGUCUAUAUUUACAUCAGACUGCAGUUUGCUGUCCUAAUUUUCUAUUCAACAUGUCUUCCUGUCAGAAUUCUGAAUUUAUAUCUCAAGGUCAGGGCCAGUAUUCUUGUGGAACAUGCCCUUGUUGAUUGUAAAAUUAUUAUAUUGUGAUGAAUUACAAACAUGCAAUCAAAAUUAUUAAAAAUUGGAAAUGCAUGAAAUAUUGUCAUGUUUAUGUAUGAUGGGACUAAUUUAUAGUAUCAUGCACAAACAAAAAGUACAAAAAUUUUAUUAAAUUUUUUUUUUUGUUAGAGGAAUGCUCUACUUUUUGGUUGUUUUAAGCUGUUUGUUUGAAUUUAAAAAAAAUAUUGUGCAGUUGAAUUUUGUGUAUUAAAAUUAAAUAUUAAAAUUUUUACAGUCCUUUAGCAGAGUCUGGACACCUCUCUGCCAAAUCUGUAAAGGCCAAUUCUAAACUAUUUUCCUGUAAAUAAACUUUAUUUAAAACAUAUUACCUCAGCACCAGCAUUGCAGAGCUACACCAUAUCCUUUACAAAAUUUAAAGGAAUUAUCAUAGACAUGUCUUGCAACAAUCUUUGACAACUUUUGAAAGCUUGAGGUGUUUUUAAUGAAAUAUUGUCAUACUCAGUUUAGCCAAUGUUCAAAUGUUCAAUUUCCCUACCACCACAUCCAUUGAAUAACUUCAGAUUGUUGCACCAGUUGACUGAAACUGUUACAAUUUCUUAGGAUAAAAACAGACAUGGUUUCAAAAAUUAGUAACCACAAUAGAUGAGGGGGAAAAAAUAGACAAACCAUCUACAGAAUGAUGUGUGCAUUUUGUAGAAAUUAUUAGAGAAUAUUCCGGCCUUCUGUAUCUUUCACAACUGCAACUUUUCUUGCUCAUGACAGAGAGGCAUCAAUGAAUGAAAAGCUGAGCAGUUGUGCAUGAACAAUUUCUUUUUCUGGAUGUUUUUAUCCUGCUGAUGUUCAGAGCACAUUUGUACUAUUCUUUCCAUUGAAUACUUUGUGUACAGUGUGCUUGCAAACAAGCAUGCAGAAUAUGAAAAACAUAUUUUGUGAAGGUGCCUGUUAGACUGUUUAGAAUGUCACUUGAAGUGUUGAAAAUUACCCCAGAAUGAUUGCCUUUAAGUACAUGCAAACAGAUUGCAGAAAUGCAGUCAGAUGUUGUGUAGGAAUGUUGAAAGGAUCAGUUGCUGUGAUCAAAAGGUUAUCAACAGAUGCAUACUCUUAACAGUUUGUUGACCCACAGAUUGUUUUGUUGGCAUAUGAUGAGCAUAAUGUACUUGUACAUAUGGAUAUGAGGGUGUAUAUAUUUUUGACUUUUAAUAAAGAGAGUAUUAUAAUGGUUCUAUA